Molecule: messenger RNA, 1545 nt
Organism: Westerdykella ornata
Lineage: Eukaryota; Fungi; Ascomycota; Dothideomycetes; Pleosporales; Sporormiaceae
Exons: 4
Coding region: 22-1545 (507 amino acids)
Biological process (GO): protein insertion into mitochondrial outer membrane
Cellular component (GO): outer membrane; SAM complex
Source: RefSeq, a predicted model, not a curated record
AGGAACGUCAACAACGCGGCCAUGGCUUCUCCGGGCGAUGACGAGAUUUUCGAAAAGUUGAGCCAGAAAACGGACCCCGCCGAGCUCAAAAAGCAGGAAGAUGAGCUCAAUGCACGGCUGUACGCACAACAACAGAAGGCUCAAGAAAGAGUAGCGGAGCUGAUUGUCGAAAAUACCACCCUCCCCGUUACGAUAUCCUCGGUCCACAUUCUCCAUGCCAAUCGAACUCGCAAAAGCUUUCUCCAACGUGUUGUCAACCCCCUACUGAGCGCAAAUAAUGAGGAACCGUACACUUUGGAAGAGGCUCUGAGAGAAGUGGGCGUAGCGGCUGAUAAGCUCAAUCGCUUUGGCAUUUUCAAAUCUCCGAUCUCAGUGUUCAUCGACCGUCCCGAUCCCACAAAUCCCUCCAGCUCCCCCACCGACAUCGACGUAUAUCUUUCCGCUGUUGAACGUGGGACCUACACCAUCAAGACUGGAACCGAGGCCGGUCAUUCGGAAGCCGAUGCGUAUGUUAACGCAGAAUUCCGCAACCUGUUCGGCGGCGCCGAGACGUUAAACGCUCACGCAUCUCUGGGUACCCGGACCCGAUCGGCUUACUCGCUCUCCGCCAGUACUCCUAUACUUAGCAACCCCGAUUUCAAGUUCCAGCUGAAUGGCUUUGCAAGCUCUACGCUGAAGAGCUGGGCAAGCCACGAGGAGGUCCUAAGAGGAGGGAACUCCAUUCUCAGCUAUUUGACAAAGAACGGACACAAGCAUGAGUUCAGCUACUCCGGUAUCUGGAGACAAGUUACCGGCCUUACGCAGAACGCAUCUCCCACUGUCAUUGCAGACGCCGGUGACUCUUUCAAGUCCAGCCUUACCCACACAUGGACCAACGAUAGACGCGACUAUGCUCUGCUACCCAGUAAAGGCUACGUCAUGAAGACGGUCUCGGAAUUAGCCGGCGUGGGACCCUUGAGAGGAGAUGUCUCCUUCUUCAAGACGCAGGCUGAAUCGCAGAUCGCGUUACCCUUUGGUGACACUGGAAUUACGUUCACGGCAGGCCUUCGCGGAGGCAUCCUCUACCCCCUCGCUUCCGGCGGAAGCAGAAUUCCCCAACAAUCCCGCAUCAAUGACCGCUUCCAGCUCGGCGGACCCAACGAUGUCCGCGGUUUCCGCAUCUCCGGUCUCGGUCCGCACGAUGGUUCCGAUGCUGUUGGCGGAGAUGUCUUUGCUGCGGGCGGCGCUAGUCUGCUAUUCCCUAUCCCACGUGUCCGCAAGGAGACGCCUCUCAGAUUGCAAGCAUUCGUUAAUGGCGGACGGUUGGUUUCUCUCCAGAAGCAGGAUAAGGAAGGUCAGAUGGACAGUGCGGCUGUCAAGGACAGCAUGAAGAAGGCAAUCAGGUCGUUAACAGACGGCCUCCCUAGCUGUGCGGCGGGCCUGGGUCUCGUCUACGCUCACCCAAUAGCGCGCUUUGAGAUUAAUUUCUCGUUGCCGCUUGUGGCGAGGCACGACGAGGCGACGAGGAAAGGCCUAUCGUUUGGUGUUGGGAUCGAAUUCAUGUAG